This is a messenger RNA of Erigeron canadensis, 927 nucleotides long. RefSeq lists its product as uncharacterized. Lineage: Eukaryota; Viridiplantae; Streptophyta; Magnoliopsida; Asterales; Asteraceae. The record is from RefSeq and is a predicted model, not a curated record. The transcript has 5 exons. The coding region runs from base 1 to 927 and encodes 308 amino acids.
AUGAAGGAUACUUAUACUUGUGCUGCUUUCAGUAUUGAGUUUGUGCGUAUAGAGUUACUUAUGACAUUUGACGUGCCUCUGUCUUGUUGUUGCACUUGGGGUUGGCAUAAAUUGCUGUUAUUAAGUGAUCAGGUGCGUUCCUUCAUUUGGUCACAAGUUGGUAACGGCCAAUUAAUUUCAGCAUGGUUUGAUAAAUGGGCUCCUCAAUGCCCGCUUAUCAAUUUUAUCACACCUCGUGAUAUUCGUGAUGCUGGAUUCUCUUUGUCGAUGCGUUUAUCUGAUAUAUGGAAUAAUGGUAAUUGGUUGUGGCCAACUGCCUGGUAUGAUUUGUAUCCGGUGUUAAUUAAUCUUCCGAUUCUGAAUUUUAAUAAUGAGCGUGAUAAGCUGGUUUGGAAGGACAAUAAUGAUACUAUUAUGCUGUUUUCAACGUGGGGAGUAUGGAACACAAUUAGAUAUCGUGAGCAACCUGUUUCAUGGCAUUCUAUCGUGUGGUUUUCACAAUGUAUACCUCGACACUCAUUCUUUAUGUGGCUCAUACUCAGGAAGAAGUUAAAGACUGAAGAUUUAAUGAUGAAGUGGGGUGUCGGGGUUUGGAAUGGGGUUAGGUCAUUAGCUGGCAUGGCUGAUGUUUCUGGAAAAAUGGAUGAUAUUAUGGAUUGGCUUUUGGUUCGUGCUAAAUCAAGAUCGGUCAGAAAUAUCCUUGGAAGACUUGUAGUUGCAGCAACAGCGUAUUAUGUGUGGCAGGAACGGAAUGCUCAUUUAUUUACCAAGGAUACUAGGAAUGUGGCUGCUAUUCAGAAGAUUAUUAAGUCGACAGUUAGAUGGAGACUUGCUUCUUUGAAAUUCAAGAAUACGCCUAAUGUCGUGAGGUUGCUGGAAGCAUGGGACAUACCUUGGAAUAUUGAUCUCCAAAGUGAUGUAGUUUAA